AUGGAUGGCUUCCUGAACAAGAUCUGCAGAAGAACAAGCCGAGAAGAUCAGUCAACAAUCCAGCAGCCAGUACUAAUUGGACUCAGUCAACGAUUAACUUCUGGCUUCGAAACCAACCGCAGGCCUCUCUCCCUGGCAAUACCUGUACCGAGUAACAACCCGUGGGAUCCAACCAUUACACCACCUCAAUAUACCUGCGAUGACCGAAUAAUAGCUGCGUUAUCAUGGUUCCAAGAACAAAAGCUACGGCAGUGGAUUUCCCGGGACCCAGGGAGGCACCUCCAGCCCGUGGGCUCCGGGUCCGGCAGAGUUAGAGCUCAGGCCGCGUGGGGCCGGGGGAACCCGCCAGGUGGGGCUCCCACCUUGGGCCCCCGGAGGCUUCCCGGUCCCAGGGGCGGACGAGCAGGCAGGGCAAGACCCGCCGGGCCCAGAGCCCGCGGACCGGCGGCGCGGAGGCCGCACCCUCCUCGCCCCAGACGCCGGCAGGGCGGAGCCACGCGUCCGGAGCCCCGGCUGCGGACGCGCGGCGCGGCGCGGGCUGGCCGCUCAGACGUAUGGGGGCUACCCCUGGAGCGGCUGCGCCGCCCGCCCGGGCCAGCGUGGUGCGCAUGCGCGGUCCCGGCGCCAUUUUGGUGGCCGGGCGCGGAGACGAGCAAAAAUCAAAUUAAAGUAGAUCUUGUAGAUGAGAAUUUUACAGAAUUAAGAGGAGAAAUAGCAGGACCUCCAGACACACCAUAUGAAGGUGGAAGAUAUCAACUAGAGAUAAAAAUACCAGAAACAUAUCCAUUUAAUCCCCCUAAGGUCCGGUUUAUCACUAAAAUAUGGCAUCCUAAUAUUAGUUCCGUCACAGGGGCUAUUUGUUUGGAUAUCCUGAAAGAUCAAUGGGCAGCAGCAAUGACUCUGCGCACGGUAUUAUUGUCAUUGCAAGCACUGUUGGCAGCUGCGGAACCAGAUGACCCCCAAGAUGCAGUAGUAGCGAAUCAGGUAAGAAGGCAGACUUUGAAAGACUUCCUUAGAUGUGUGUAUAUCAUUUUUAAUAUUUGAUGUCAGCAUAUGAAC
Messenger RNA from Peromyscus eremicus (cactus mouse), 1059 nucleotides. RefSeq names its product ubiquitin conjugating enzyme E2 K (gene Ube2k). The record is from RefSeq and is a predicted model, not a curated record. The transcript has 7 exons. Gene Ontology annotation, molecular function: ubiquitin conjugating enzyme activity. The coding region runs from base 1 to 1044 and encodes 347 amino acids. Gene Ontology annotation, biological process: proteasome-mediated ubiquitin-dependent protein catabolic process; protein polyubiquitination. NCBI's taxonomy places the organism in Eukaryota, Metazoa, Chordata, Mammalia, Rodentia, Cricetidae. Gene Ontology annotation, cellular component: nucleus.